UAGGUAGGUAGGUAUCUAAGUACGUAUUUAGGUUAGGAUAUGGUGUUGGUACGGCAGCAAAUAACGUUUGUGAUAAGGAUGCUCAUGCAAAUGUUUUCAUCCAGGGUACCGGAUGUUGGAGGUGACGAUCUGCAUGGAGACAACAGUAGCUUACCAUCACUGGAAAGACCAGACGAUGCCACUUUUAUCCAUCCAGCUGUGUCUUCCGGAGAUUUUGCUACAAUUGUACAGUUGAAGGAAGAACGAACUCUGACAGAUCAGGAAAAGUACCAUCUACUUACUAACCAUUUCCGGCCCAGCGCUACCUACCGCUUUCCAUCUGUUCUUUAUGGGAAGAAGAAGCGUGCAUUUCAACAUGACUGGCUUCACCAAUAUAACGGUCUUGUGUAUUCUGAGACAAUGCAGGGAAGCUACUGCAAAUACUGUGUCCUGUUUGGUCAAGCUGCGUACUCUGUGUACAGUUUUACCGGUACUCUGAUUAGUAAACCACUCACUAAUCUCCAGAAGGCCAGUGAGAAGCUGCGUAACCAUUUCAUUGGUGUCGGAGGGAGUUCAGCAAGGAAGUACCACUUACAAGCUGUUGAAAAGGCAGAGAAUUUUAAGGCUGUGAUGGAAAAGAAACAGUUGCCAGUUGACCAGCAACUUUCCAGCCUUCGAGCUCAGCGUAUUGCCAAAAACAGAGAAAUCCUAAGAUCUGUAGCAGAAACUGUUAUACUUUGUGGCAGGCAAGGGCUUGCUUUGAGAGGCCAUCGCGAUGAUUGGAAGUGGUUAGAGAAAACGCCAUACGCUAAUCACGGAAAUUUCAUGGCCCUACUUCAGUUUCGGAUUCAGAGUGGAGACAAAGUUUUAGCUGAUCACCUUCAAUCUGGUGGUUACCAAGGAAACGCUCUGUACACAAGCAAAACCAUUCAAAAUGAGUUGAUUGACGUAUGUGAUCAUAUAAUCCGCACCCGCAUUUUAAACGAAGUCCGAGAUGCCCCUUUUUCUCAAUCAUGGCAGACGAAGCAACAGAUGCUGCCAAUAAGGAGCAGCUGGCUAUCAGUGUCCGGUAUGUGAAGGAGGCUACACGAAGUAUCGAAGAGCGAUUCUUAGGUUUUAGUGAGUGUGUUACUGGCGUAACUGGAGAAGCCAUAGCAGAUCGCAUUCUUCAGCAUCUAGUCGACUGGCAGCUUCCAGCCGAUAAUCUCAUCGGUCAGACGUACGAUGGUGCCGGAGCCAUGGCUGGAAGAAAGAAAGGAGCAGCAGCACGCAUAACACAGCUCUACCCAAAGGCUCUUUAUACGCAUUGCAAUGCGCAUGUUCUCAACCUUUGUGUGGUAAAAUGUUGUCGCAUUCGUGAAAUCCAGAAUGCCAUGGACACCGCUGACAGGAUUUGCCGUUUCUUUGCCAACUCGCCAAAGAGACAGCUUGCUUUAGAAAAGUCGAUAGGAGCGGUUUUGGAUGGUGAGCAUCGCAAAAGAAUAAAGUCACUUUGCAAAACUAGAUGGGUGGAAAGGCACCAGGCCUUUGAGGUCUUCGCAGAUCUCUUACAGCCAUUGAUUUUCUGUUUGGAAGAGAUCAAAGAUUCGGUGGAGUGGAACAGAGAAACCAGAGCUGAUGCACAGUCAUUCUUUCUGGCUUUAACAAGAUUUCCGUUCAUCUUCACUUUAAUACUGACAAAGGAUGUUUUAGCGUACACUAAAGCCCUGAGUGUCAAGUUGCAGGGCCGUUAUGUUGACAUAGUGAAGGCAUACCAGAAAAUAAGGUUUGUCACUUCCACACUUCACAGUGCCAGGGUGAAUGUCACUACAAUCCAUUCACGAGUCUAUCAAAAGGCUUUGGAAGUAGCCGGUAAGGUUAAUGUAGAAGAGAGCUUGCCAAGAACGACUGGACGUCAACAGCACCGCGGCAAUGUGCCUGCAUCUUCUGCAUCCGAUUACUACCGGAAACAGCUGACCAUCCCAAUGCUGGACCAUCUCAUCAAUGAAAUGGGUUACCGGUUUAGCGAAAGUUCUUCAGCUGUUGUUUCUCAAAUCACGCGUCUUUUGCCACCAUCCUUGGCAGUGAGUGACAACAUCUUGUCUUCAGCAGAUAUUCCCGACUUGGUCAAGAUGUAUGGCGAUGAUUUACCAGCCGCAGCUGCUCUGGAUACGGAGCUUCACAGCUGGACAGUGAAAUGGAGCGGGUCGGUACAGUUUGCAGCAGAUAAAGAUACACCCUCGAAGGUUCUCAACCAAAUCGACAAGGACUUCUUUCCAAAUGUUGGGCAGCUGUUAAAGAUAGCAUGCACACUCUCGGUAACAAGUGCGGAGUGCGAACGUUCCAUUAGCCGUCUGCGGUUUUUGAAAACUUGCAUGCGUAGCGGCAUGGGAGAGUCACGCUUGAAUGGCCUAACGCUGCUCCAUGUUCACCGGGAUAUCCCGUGUGAUGCUGAAGCCGUCGUGGAAGAAUUUGCAAAGCGAAACCCACGGCGGCUUCAGCUGUCCGAGUUUUGUUAGCAAUGGUUUGUUUGUUAAAUAGUUAUGUGAGAGAUCUGCCUUGAA
Messenger RNA from Corticium candelabrum, 2522 nucleotides. RefSeq names its product 52 kDa repressor of the inhibitor of the protein kinase-like. The record is from RefSeq and is a predicted model, not a curated record. The transcript has a single exon. Gene Ontology annotation, molecular function: protein dimerization activity. Bases 993 to 2477 code for a protein of 494 amino acids. Lineage: Eukaryota; Metazoa; Porifera; Homoscleromorpha; Homosclerophorida; Plakinidae.